Messenger RNA from Polistes canadensis, 3167 nucleotides. Its product is annotated as zinc finger protein 354B-like. The transcript has 3 exons. Gene Ontology annotation, biological process: regulation of transcription by RNA polymerase II. Gene Ontology annotation, molecular function: DNA-binding transcription factor activity, RNA polymerase II-specific; zinc ion binding; RNA polymerase II cis-regulatory region sequence-specific DNA binding. The record is from RefSeq and is a predicted model, not a curated record. Gene Ontology annotation, cellular component: nucleus. Bases 138 to 2699 code for a protein of 853 amino acids. Lineage: Eukaryota; Metazoa; Arthropoda; Insecta; Hymenoptera; Vespidae.
UACACGUUCGAUGAUGACGUCACGAGAAAUUUUGCCUUUUUCGUGAAAAUUCGUACCGCGAAGGAUUUUCCAAAAAGGAACAUUUCAAAUAGGGCCAAGGCAUAAAUACAGCCGGCAAAGAAAUACGAUCAAAAAUAAUGACAAACCGAGAUAAUUAUUUAUGCCGUGUUUGUCUAUCGUCGAGCAACGACAAUCAACCUAUCUUUUCCAUCGAGGACAAUUCUACGAAAGAUAAGAGCGUCCAGGAUUUGUCCGAAAAGUUAUGGCUAUGCGGAGGUAUCGAGGUUGCCGAAGACGACGGAUUACCCGAGCAUAUUUGUAUAAAAUGCAUUCUCAAAGUCAAUGCAGCUCACGAACUCAGAGAACAGUGUCAACGAGCGGAUGUCAAGUUAAGACAACUAUAUGGCAAAGCGAUCAAAAAAGCUGACACUGUCAAAGAUCAAUAUUGUCAAACCGAAAAAGAACACUUUCCACUUCUAACGAAAGAAGAGGAUAAUUAUUCUCUUUUACGUUACCAAGAUUCUAUGUCAGACGACAAAACUAACGUCCAAAUCUUGAAAGAAUCCGAUAGUAAUAUUAAGACUGGCAAUGAAAUAUUGUCAGAUACUGAUAAUAAAUUAGAACGAUCGACGCACGAGGUACCUGUUGUUAAAAGAGAAGCUUAUCGUACGAGAAGACUGACGAUGUUCAAAAGAGUUACCUCAAUGGAAAAUUUGAGAAAUCACAAAGAAAGACAAAGACAGUAUAUAAAAAAAAAUGGGAAUACAAAAUACGACAAUGGCGAAAAGGAUGUGCUUUUAAAUGCGGAAAAUGCGUGUAAUAAGGUAGUCAGAGUUUCCGCUACGCGUUCCAAUUUAAAUCUCAAAUGUACUCAAUGCAACAGAUGUUAUUCCAGUAAAAAAUCCUUAGAGAGGCAUAUUUUAACUCAUAACGAAGCAAAAUUUCAAUGCCAAAAGUGCAACAAACAAUUCUUUCAUAUCGAUGAAUUACUCCAACACGGUAAACUUCACAGAUCUAAUGAAAAAUCAAAGUUAGUACCGUGUAAAAUAUGUAAUAAAAGUUUUAGGAAAAUAGAUACUAUGGUACGACAUUUGAAUGUACACAAAAGAGUCAAUCCCAAGGAAGUGUUUUCGAUACUCAAGGAAAUUAGAGAUAGAAGGAAAUUGGAGAACAACGUGCAAUCUUUAGAAAUGAAUAAUCGAUCUAUCCUCUCUCUAGAAGAUCAAAAUUUAUAUGAUCGAAAGGCAUUGGAUAACGGUCUCGACGAUGGGAUCAAAAAAUUAACCAAACAAAUAUCGGACACGGAGGAAAAAAUAAAUCAUUUCUAUACGUCCAGUUCCGAGUCUAAUAGCGAUAAUAAAUCUGAUUCUUUUGAUGGCAUACCUGUUUAUCGUUGCAAGCAUUGCAUUAAGUGUUAUACAAAGGAGACAUCUCUUCAGCGUCAUUUAUUAAAACACGACGAAAGAAAAUUUGUUUGUAAUGUUUGCAACAUGAAAUUCUUUCGUCAAGAUAGGCUUAAAAGCCAUAGAGACAGAUACGGGCACGACGAGGAUAAAGAUUGUUCUAUACCUCAAAAACCGCCGGACGACAAGUUGGCUAUUAAGUUAAUUAAUAGUUGGAUUAGAGAAGAAUUGGAUUCGGAUAACGAAGGUAAAGGAUUCCCCUGUGAAAUUUGUGGUAAAUCCUACGAUACGAAAAAAUCCUUAUUGAAACAUCAGACGAAUACUCACGAAGUACAAGAAGAAAAUUGUUUCAAUUGCGGUAAGGAAUGUAGUUGCGCCAUCAAGUGCAAAGGGAAUCGAAAAAAUAGUGAAAAAGAGAAAAACUUUACGUGCUUAGAAUGUAAUAAAAGUUUUGAAAAAGAAAUCAAAUUACAAAGACAUAUGCGAAUACACGAACGUACGAAAGAGCAAAAAGAUUCGAAUUUCAAACGAUUUUUGUGUCAUAUUUGCAGUAAAACUUUUAGACAAAAUACAGGUCUUAUGUUUCAUAUGAGAACGCAUACUGGAUAUAAACCUCAUGUUUGCAAAUAUUGCGGACGAGGAUUUACGUCAAAUUCAAAUUGCAUUAAUCACGAAAGAACGCAUACCGGUGAUAGGCCAUUCGUUUGUCACUUUUGUAGCGCCGCUUUUGCUAAAUCUUGUACUCUCAAAGCGCAUAUUACUACGCAUACCGGCGAAGCUAAUUAUCACUGCAAAACUUGCGGCAAGUCUUUCAGACGAUUAAAAUAUUUGAAAGAGCAUAGAUUCACGCAUACAGGAGAGAAACCGUAUGCCUGCAAAAUAUGUGGAACAGCUUAUAGCCAUUCUGGCAGCUUAUUCGUUCACGAAAAAAAAUGUAAAGCCCAGUACAAUAAUUAUCAAACUACGACGCCGACUCAAACUACGACGCCAACUCCAAAUACGCAAAGUUACGCUCAAUCUCAAGGAAAUGUUUGCGUUAACACACCCGUCAUACCUCCUAUUAUUUCAACACUGCCGCAAUCUCAUAUAAAUAAUAUUAAUAGUACUUUAGGUUCUCAAGCGAAUAAAACUUAUAUCGACAGCGUGCAAAGAAUGAACGCGCACGCUGCUGCUGCUGCUGCUGCCGCGGCUGUGGUAGGUACGUCUUCGUUGCACGUACAUCCUAGUCCGGAUAUUCCAGAUGUAGCAUCGGCGGUUAGAAAUAUUGCUAUCAUAGGACAAGUAUUUUACUCUUAAAAAACAAAUUCGAUCAACGAUCAAAUUAAAGAUAACCAGAACCUUUCUGUGAUACAUGACAAUUUUUAAUAAGUCCUUGUCAAGUCUUAAGAUAUUGAAUGUGCACUAUGGAUAAACAAAUGUUUACAUUAUUUUUAGCGAACCCCUAUGCGGAUUAUUCUAUACGUUAGUAUUGUUAGCGGGGUAAUGGGUACACGAUGCAUAGAAGUGUAAAAACGUAUGCAUGCGUUAACUGUAUGUACGUAUACAAUCGAGAAGUAAUCUAUCAUGCGCUGGAUUGAAUUAUUAUUUUAUCUAGAAAUUUAUUCAUUUAGAUUUUUUUAUCAAGACCGUGUUAAAUUUUUUAAUAUAAAUUUUAUCUUCUAUAUGAGAGUUAUUUCUUACGAUCAUUUUUGUGUAUGAAACAUGUAUAUCAGUAUAUCCUAAGCUAUGUACCACAUAUCAUUGUUCGCGAUAUAAUCGAUAAAA